Molecule: messenger RNA, 1572 nt
Organism: Bipolaris oryzae ATCC 44560
Lineage: Eukaryota; Fungi; Ascomycota; Dothideomycetes; Pleosporales; Pleosporaceae
Exons: 2
Coding region: 1-1572 (523 amino acids)
Source: RefSeq, a predicted model, not a curated record
AUGUUGCGCCUGCUGCUUUGUGUUGCCUUCUUCCUCCACAGCGCUCUUGCCCUUGACGAAGUCGUCGAUCUUGGAUAUGCAAAGUACCGCGGAAAAAGUAUCGGCAAUGGCGUCAUGCGCUGGGCUGGUAUGCGAUUUGCCCGCAGCCCCUCGCGAAAAGAGGGUCUACGAUUCGCUGCUCCACAAGAUCCAGUCAAGGAAGAAGGCAUCGUAGAUGCGUCAUCGUUCGGACCCUUGUGCAUUGGAACCAGGAGCGACCUCAACGCUGAGACUGGAGGAACUCAUUCUGAAGAUUGCCUCUUCGUUAAUGUCUUCUCACCCAGCACAGCAAAUGACACAAGCAACCUACCCGUCUAUGUCUUCAUCCAGGGCGGUGGCUUUAACAUGAAUGGCAACGCAGACUACAAUGGCGCAGACCUGAUUGAUGCAGCCGACAAUGGAAUCGUCGUUGUGAACUUCAACUACCGUGUGGGUCCAUAUGGUUUCUUGGCUUCAGAUGAGAUUGCGACAAACCAGAACUUCAGCUUGAACAACGGACUCAAAGAUCAGAGGCAAGCCCUCAAGUGGGUACAAGCUAACAUUCAGAAAUUCGGAGGUGAUCCUAAGCAUGUGACGAUUGGAGGCGCAAGCGCUGGUGGAGGCUCCGUCGUGUUCCAACUUACAGCCUAUGGCGGCAAGGACGAGGGUCUCUUCCAUGCUGCUGCUGCCGAGUCUGCAGCCUUCCCAUCUCUACGUGACGUCAAGGAUAGCCAGUGGCAAUUCAACGAACUCCUUCGCGAAACAGGUUGCAAGGACCUCAAUUGCAUGGCCACCAUGGAAACUGUCCAGUUCCAGAAGGCUGUGCGUGCACUACAGAAACCCUUUCCUGGCGGCGGUGGCCCACCUGUAUACUUCUGGAACCCCACACUCGACGGCGAUUUUAUCAAAGACUUUACGUUUAACGAACUAAGGGCCGGUCACUAUGUCCACGUACCCACCAUUUUCGGCACCGCCACGCACGACGGCAUCAACUUCACACCCCAGAACGUUGUCUCGGUCGCCAAGGCAGAAAGCUUCUUGAUUGAUAACUAUCCUGGCAUGAAGUGGAGCACUAUCAGUCGGAUUUGGGGCUCUGACACUGCUAUUGCCGCGGGCAACAAUGACCGCUGGAGAGCGGUCACGGCUGACAUCUACGGCGCAAUUCGAUACGCCUGUCCUGGACUCAACAUUUCCGCUACAUUUGCUAGCGAUAAGGAGCACUCUACAUGGCACUACAGGUGGAACGUUGGAACAGCGUCGCACGUUGGCGAGUUGUUGCCCAUCUGGAACAAUGCUACUUCUGCUGCUGGUGUAUUUGUGCAAGCUUACUGGGCGUCAUUCAUCAGGACCUAUGAUCCCAACAAGUUUGCGGCAGAGUUUCUUGUCGGCAAAGGCUCGGAGUUGAAGAGUCCUAACUGGGAACCAUUCGAUGCAAAGGAUCCGAAGAGAUUGGUUUUCAACGAUGACAACAACGUAGCCAUGGAAAAAGUUUCCGAAGUGGAGCAGAAGAGAUGUGACGACGUUGAUGCUCUAGGGCUACACUUGAAACAGUAA